This is a messenger RNA of Achroia grisella, 2005 nucleotides long. Its product is annotated as beta-secretase 1-like. The coding region runs from base 146 to 1624 and encodes 492 amino acids. NCBI's taxonomy places the organism in Eukaryota, Metazoa, Arthropoda, Insecta, Lepidoptera, Pyralidae. The transcript has 9 exons. The record is from RefSeq and is a predicted model, not a curated record. Gene Ontology annotation, biological process: membrane protein ectodomain proteolysis; amyloid-beta metabolic process. Gene Ontology annotation, cellular component: membrane; endosome; trans-Golgi network. Gene Ontology annotation, molecular function: aspartic-type endopeptidase activity.
CUGAACUGCCUAAGUUUCACGCUCGGUCGUCAAUUUAUUUUUAUUUACCAAAACAAAUAAAAAAACUCUUAAACGAGACACAUUUAAAUUAAAGCAAUACCGAUGUUGUCAUAAUCUUAUUUUACUUCAUCAUGUACAAAAUAAUAUGACAAAAAUGCUACUGUAUGUUGUUUUUCUAUUUUCGUUUUUGGUGACUGUUUUGUGCAGUGAAGAUUAUAAUUUGUAUGGAGAUGCUGGUCAAGCUUACGCCAUAGAAGUUUUCCUGGGACAUCCCGCACAAAAGCUUAAUGUGCUAGUGGAUACUGGCAGCACAACUUUGGCAAUUGCAACUUAUCCCAGACAGGACAACAAUGAAUAUUUCCACUUUGAUAACUCGACUAGUAUUAAUGAUAGUGGAAAGGAGAUCCAAGCAAAAUAUUCCCAAGGCAUGUGGCUCGGUCGAUUGGCAUCAGACUAUAUCCAAUUUCCAUCUUUACCAAAUUUGCCGGAAGUUAGAACUGAUAUGGCUCUUAUAACAAAAAGCCACAAAUUCUUUAUGAAUGGUUCAAGCUGGCAGGGUCUUUUGGGGCUUGCAUACCUCCCAGUUGGAGCUUGGGGCGACCAUCUCAUUGUUGAGUCUUGGUUAGACUCCUUAGAUCGGAGAUUAAAGACUCCAUCGUCUUUUGAAUUGAAAUUAUGUGGAGUCAAAAGUUCAAGUAAUGCUACACACUAUGGAAAUUUUAGAGUAAUUGACGAUGCAGUUGAAACCUACGAAACGAUAUUUCGUACGCCAAUAUUGCGCAAACGUUGGUACGAAGUGGGUGUAUUAUCAAUGAGAGUAAUGUAUUUAAAACAACCUAACAUGACUUCUGUGCCAGCGUCAACUAAAAAUAGCCAAGAAAAUUACGUAUCCACAGAUCUAAAUAUAGAAAUGUGUCAGCAAUUAAACCAGGAAAAAAGUAUAGUGGAUAGUGGUACUACUAAUAUUAGACUGCCUGAUGACUUAUACCGGCAGGUGGUGGAUGAACUAAAAAAUGCUGUUUUGUCUUCUAAUAUACUUAUUUUGGACGAGUUCUGGUAUCAUGCAGAGGCUGCAUGUUGGACAGAACCCCAGAACUGGUCACUUCCGUGGUUAGCGAUAGACUUGCUAAGUACAGAAUCAGAUCAGGAGUAUUUCACAUUGGAAUUACCACCGCAGAAUUACAUGCGGGUUGUGUCUGCACGUAACAACACUAGUGAAAAUGGAACAGUACCAGAAUUCUGUUACAAAUUAGGUCUUGAGGCAGGUGGGAAGGAGACUGUUCUAGGAUACACUGCUAUGGAAGGAUUGCAGGUGUUAUUUAAUCGGUCAGCCGGCUGGAUCGGCUGGCAGUCAUCUAACUGCGGUCCCAACGCACGUAUUACGGGUCCAUAUAACGUUACAACGUCUAUCAGAGCGGCGUGUCAACUUAACAAGGUCAUAUCUGACGGAGCUAUGUCGAUUAAAGCAGCGCAAUGGACAUUAUGUAUAAUAUCGAUAAUAGCUGCAGCAGUUUUAAUAUAUUUGCUAGCACCGUGCAUUAAAAUGAUGCUCAUGAAACCGUUGCCGGCCUCAAAUCAGAUAUCGUUGUCGCAAGCGGCUCUUGUACAACAAGAUUCCACGUAAGACUAAUAGUAUAUUUACAUUAGUUUGUUUACAACAACCGGAAUACGAUAAUAGAUAUUUUUUAAUUUAGUGCUAUACUUCAGUGAGUACAAUAAUUUUAUGGCGAUAUCGGGGAAUGGCUGUUUUUUGUUAAUCAGGAGAAAUCAUAUUUCAUUUGCUUUUCCCGAUUCGACUUUAAUUAAAGUCUGCGCAAACAGCAGUCUGCAAAGUCUUUGUAGCAGCGUUCUAUGUACAUAUGUUUAUAAGGGCUGGGCAAUCUAAAUUUUACAGAAUAUCGAAGUGUAUUUUUUUUAGAAUAUUUUUGAUAUUCAUGAGCGCUAUCCCAUCGGUUUCAUUGAUUACACUGGUCUACAAGUUUUUAAUUUAUCAUGCCAUAUGAUA